AUGGGAGACAUGCCCACAGUAGUGAAGCCAGCAACACAACCUCCACGUCCAUCAAGAGCAGAACAUGUUUCAUCUGACACCAAACCUGCAACAUCUGAUAUAGUUGUCGCUCCUUCCGAUGCUCCUUGUCCUUCACCUCCUAAGAUAGUCAUAAGCAGCCGCAACAGGAUUGACAUACGGAAAUGGAAAUUCACUCCAAUAUAUGUCGAAGAAAAUGAAGAAACAUGGAGCAGGGUUAUAUCUAAUGCUAAUGUUAUGAGAAGGAAUGUGUUGCAACUACCGCGUGGAGUGAUUAAGAAGUCCCUUAGUGGACCGAUCAGCUCGAUUGAGUUAUAUGGUUCGGAGAAGGGUAUCUCAGAGAAUUGUGUAGUUAAAGUGAGGAAUAAUUAUGAAGGCGAGAAGUAUCUCAUGACUGGUUGGUAUGAAUUUGCUAAACAGGAAGAAUUAAAGAAAUGA
This is a messenger RNA of Vicia faba (fava bean), 456 nucleotides long. The record is from the annotation of a GenBank genome assembly. Lineage: Eukaryota; Viridiplantae; Streptophyta; Magnoliopsida; Fabales; Fabaceae.